ACGCAUGUGGCCCCGCCCCCUCGCCUACGUAUGACAGCACAGGAAGCAUCUCAUUUUCACAAUGAGGCUCAGUUAGCGAGCUGAGAGAAGUUUUAACAACAAGUGAGAAGACGAGAGAAGAGAGAAUAGAUUCAUCUACAGUAUUAGAGUUUAUAAAGUAAAGUAAAAGUGAAGGAGAGACACACACACACACACACACACACACACACACACACACACAGAGGAAGGCCAGAUGUGCAGCUUGUGUGCUUCUCACUUCUCGCUGGUUUUGGCGUGAAAAACUUACAGAGGAACUCGCAGGUGAUGGCGCAGGACGGGGGCGUGCAGUACGAGCCUGUGGCAGAGAUCGGAGGCGGUGCCUAUGGCACUGUGUAUAAAGCCAGAGAUAAAGAAAGCGGCAAGUUCGUGGCUCUGAAAAGUGUCAGAGUUCAGACCAAUCAGGACGGACUUCCUCUGUCCACUGUGAGAGAGGUCGCUCUGCUCAAACGCCUGGAACAGUUCGACCAUCCCAACAUAGUCAAGCUGAUGGAUGUGUGUGCAAGUUUAAGAACUGAGCAGGAGACGAAGGUGACUUUGGUGUUUGAACAUGUUGAUCAGGAUUUGAAGACGUAUCUAGAGAAAGCUCCGCCCCCUGGACUGCCUCUUCACCAUGUCAGGGAUCUGAUGCAUCAGUUGCUGUGUGGUUUGUCAUUCCUUCACUCUCACCUGGUUCUCCAUCGGGACCUAAAGCCGGAGAACAUCCUGGUGACGAGUCGCGGUCAGGUCAAACUCGCCGACUUUGGACUGGCUCGAAUAUACAGCUGUACCAUGGCUCUAACACCUGUGGUGGUGACAUUGUGGUACCGUUCUCCGGAGGUUCUGCUUGGUUCUAGUUAUGCCACCCCUGUGGAUCUGUGGAGUACUGGCUGCAUUUUUGCUGAGAUGUUCACACGGAAGCCACUGUUUUGUGGGGAAUCAGAAGUGGACCAACUGACCAAGAUCUUUUCUGUGAUUGGUCUGCCGAGGGAGGAGGAGUGGCCUAAUGAUGUCACACUCUCAAGAGAAAACUUCAGUCCUCAGAAUCCUCAGCCAAUCACAGAACAGAUCCCUGAGUUUACCAAGGAGGGGGCGGAUCUGCUCAUGAAAAUGUUGACGUUUGACCCCCUGAGACGGAUUUCGGCCCAGAAAGCUCUAGAUCACGGUUUCUUCUCUGACCAAUCAGAUAACUCUUAAAGAAGACGUGACCGACUGCUGUUAAAGAAAGAGUUCUAAUUUUAGUCCAGUCACUUUAUCACGUGACGUCAUGAAAUCACAGGGACCAAAAACUGACCUUUAACCUGCAUUUGUGUUUCGUGUCACAUGUUCAGCACAUCUAAUGUUUUAUUUUCUUUAUUUUAUGUUGUACUAAAGCCCAAUUGUACGAAUGCUCCCUAACACUCAUGGUCCUGACCCGGUCCAUUCGUGUGAAAACAGUGAGGUCAGUAACACUGUCUCUGAGAUUCACACUAAACACCGUCAGUGUUAAUAACAUGAACGUCUCAUUUAUUCUCAGCACAUGUCCAACAUCAAUAACUGUCCUGUGUGGCAGGAAGUGAGUUUGACAUGAUGUUCCUCUUACACACACACACAUAUACACACACACACACACACACACACACACACAGAAUCUUUAGCUUUCUGCUAAACUGGAGGCUCUAAGCGCCGACUAACUGUUAGCUACAUUAGCCUCGUAAUGUAAUUUAGCCACCAGCUGUGUCUCCACUGAUGGAGUACGUUUGGGUAACAGGAAUGUUUUCACUUUAAGCUGAACUGUUUCUUUAGGAAUUUUUUAAAAGUAUAUUUUUUCAAUAAUGAAUGAAAUGAUUUCAUACAGAAACACAACACAAGCAACGAGAGAAAUGCAACAGCUCCAGAACAGAAAUCCAUCUGAACCGCGAGCCGCGCUAAUCAAUAUCUUCAAAUCCAUCUGAUCAGAUCUUAGUGUUUUUUCCAGAAUAAUUGCAUUUGUCUUCUAUUUCAAAUCAUUUCUAUUUUUAAUAAAGAGUUAAUCAGCAGAUAAUCAGCAGAUAAUCAGCAGUUAAUCAGCAGAUAAUCAGCAGAUAAUCAGCAGAUAAUCAGCAGAUAAUCAGCAGAUAAUAAACCCAACAAGUUUCCACUGUAUAAUAAGUGUAGUGGAGCAGCAGGUGAAGAGAAGGAAUGUGAUCUCUGUUCUGUUUGUAAUAUAAAAUAAGUCUUGAUGAAAUAACAGUGCAGUUUAUAUUGUAAGUGCAGGAUAGUCUGGGCAUCAGAUGCAGGUUGUUGUUAAACGAUUGUGUUGUUAAACGAUUGUGUUGUUAAACGAUUGUGUUGUUAAACGAUUGUGUUGUUAACUGCCUAAAAUUUUAUUCCAACUUAAAAUGAAAUGAAAAAUGUUCUGUGUUGCUGAUUAAUAAAAUAAAACCCAUUGGAGGAUUUCUGUUCUGAGCAAGGUACACAGGUGUGUGUGUGUGUGUGUGUCUGUCUGUGUCUGUGUCUGUGUGUGCGUGUCUGUCUGUGUCUGUGUGUGUGUGUGUGUGUGUGUGUGUGUGUGUGUGUGUGUGUGUGAUUCAGGAGUUAAAAUGAAUGUGGACAUUAUUAAAUACAGAAGAGUGUGACGAUAAACACACGGAUCUCUGCUCUGUUAUUAAUUUGUACCUGAACAUGUUGAUGUCCUUGCUGUUUUCUUUAGCUUGUAUGUGUUCUGCUUCAUUACAACAGCGACUGUUGGUCUUUUGAUUUUAUUGUUUCCCCAUUAAACUGUUUGUCUUCUUCA
Molecule: messenger RNA, 2770 nt
Organism: Tachysurus vachellii
Lineage: Eukaryota; Metazoa; Chordata; Actinopteri; Siluriformes; Bagridae
Gene: cdk4
Product: cyclin dependent kinase 4
Exons: 8
Coding region: 304-1212 (302 amino acids)
Biological process (GO): G1/S transition of mitotic cell cycle; regulation of gene expression; protein phosphorylation
Cellular component (GO): cytoplasm; nucleus; cyclin-dependent protein kinase holoenzyme complex
Molecular function (GO): cyclin binding; ATP binding; cyclin-dependent protein serine/threonine kinase activity
Source: RefSeq, a predicted model, not a curated record